UUAGUAUAACCAGUCACAGCUGUUGAGAAGAUAAUUCACAAUGGCUGCGAGCUGUUGUGGAGUAAAGAAACAGAAAUUAAAUAAUUCGAUGCCUUCAGUUUCCUGUAAUGGAACUUCCAGUUACAUGAAUGGAAUGAAAAAUGGAUACACUGUUGCUUGUGCUCAAAUGUGUUUCUAUUGUUUUGACGUUCUACACAGCCAUUUACACAGUUACGAACCACCGAGAACCCCGUCUUUCACUAACGAAUCUUAUCCACUAUUUGUGACAUGGAAAUUAGGUAAAGACAAACGUUUGCGAGGCUGUAUAGGUACAUUUUCAGCAACAAACUUGCAAUGUGGUCUCAGGGAAUAUGCUGUCACAAGUGCAAUGCGUGACAGCCGCUUUAGUCCAAUCACAAAGGAAGAGUUUCCUCGUCUUCAUUGUUCAGUCUCCAUCCUAACUCAUUUUGAAGACGCCAGAGAUUAUUUAGAUUGGGAGGUCGGAACAAAUGGAGUUCGGAUAGAGUUUAUAAAUGAGAAAGGUCACAAGAAAACUGCCACAUAUCUACCCGAGGUGGCAGUUGAACAAGGAUGGGACCGCGUUCAAACCAUUGACUCUUUACUCAGGAAAGGGGGCUAUAAAGGACCCUUAAGUAACGAUAUUAGACGUAGUAUACGUCUAACUCGUUACCGUAGUGAAAAAAUUACAUGUAGCUAUAGCGAUUAUAUAUGUCACAAACAGAAUUCACACGCAUGACGAUAGAUGCGUACAGUCCCUGACCAAGGCAGUCUUCAUGCAAGAUCAUAUGAUGAGCACAUGGGAUAUCACAUGAUCAUCUGUUACUAUAAAUAGAAUAAAUUCAUUUUACGUCAUAUAGAAUGGUCACAUGAUGCAUGGGAUGACAGUAAUUUUUAUAGUUAUUGAAUGUUUAGUUUCAAUUUGUUUGGAGAUCUAAGUUUUAUAUAAACCUUAGCCAACCUGUUUAAGUAAAUUUUAAUGUUUUUAUCGCUAGAAGAGUUAUGCAUUUAAUAGCUGUGAAUUUUUCUUUGUUUAAGAAAUUGAUAACAAAUUGUUAUAAAAUUAUUAUCGGUUUUAACUAGUCCAUCCGAUGUUUUACUUUCCUAGUUAUGUUAUUAAAUUUGUUAUUUUUUAAAAGAUGAGCUAAAAAAGCUGUCUGUUUUUUUUUCUUUCUUUUUUAACUUAUUUAGCUUAGUCCAUCAUAAAGUUAAAUUGAUGAUUUUAGUGAUAUUUGUUUUAAUGAGUAAAUGAAAACAAUAAUCUGCGUAGUAAAAUUCUGUUCAUAAGAUGUUCUAGAGUUUAGGAAAAAUUGCAGCAUCUGUUGGUAAUAUGUGUUUAUAUGAAAACUGUGGUACUGUAUUUAGAUCUAGUCUGAAACUGUGUCGUAAAGAAUUUAUUGAAAAUGUCAUUUUUGAAAUUUCUAAACUACAGUUUAAUAAAUUUUUUCUAUUGAUAAUUGAAUUGGUUUAGAAAUCUACAGGACUAGUCUUCAUUUAUAUUCCAAUAUUUUAAAUUUCUGACCAAAUCUUUAUGUUUUGAAAAUUUUUUUAGGUUUUUAUUUUCGUGUUUUUUUGUGGACAGUUUUUAUACUUUUAAUUGCUAUAAAUAGAUCUGACCUGAUGAAAUCGACUUUAAACUUGGAAAGUGGCUGAGGCACAGAAUUAACAUGAUUAUUCCAACUUAACAAAAGUUACACAGUCUAGACUUAACUGUGGUUUGUUUUUUAACUUAUAAAAAAAAAUAUAAAGUACUGGAUAUAGAAAAUGUGUAUUAACCAGUUCUAUUUUUCACAUAAGGUUCUUCCAUGUGAUGAUAGGCUGGUUUUGGUAAACUAUGCAGUUUGCAUGUCAAUAAAAUUUGAAAUUGUGUACCAGUCAAUGAUAGAAUCUUCUGAUUGGGCGAUUUUGAACACAACUUUAUAUCAGACAAUCACAAUGUUUGGUGACUGAUGUCCUUACCAAUGUCUAUUCUAGGAUUCGAAAAAAACGGGGGGAUUUUUAUUGAAAAAGGAGAAUUUAUUACAUUUAAUGAUCUUUUUCCCUCUUUCUCUAUGUAAAAUUUCCCCCCUGCCUCUGAAAAAAUAGGGGGGAAUUCUCAAAAAUAUGAGUGAAUCCCCCCUCCUAGAAUAGACACUGCCUUACUUUUAAUUAUAUUUUUUUUUGCAUACUUUAUUGAUGUGACUCUAUUGGCAAAAGGAGUAAAAAAAAUGAAAUAUAAAAAAAGAAUAAAAAAAUAAAAUAAAUAAUGAUGCAACUUGGUCAUUAAUAAGAAAACUUAAAGAUCUAGUUAUGAUAUUAUUGUGGUGGGUCAUCAAAGUGUAAAUCAAAUUUUACCCUUUUUUUGUUCAAGAAAUAUAAUAUGUUUACUGUUAGAAUUAUUAUUAUUACUAAGUGUUUGUAGAUAUAUAGAUGUGUUACAUUAGAUGUGUAUAAUCCAAUCAUUUUCCAUUAAAGUUUAUACUCUAACAGUAUUUUCAUUUACUUUUACUGCUGUUCUAUUUUACCCCAAGUUGACACUCAUUUUGAGCUGUGUCAUGACAAAACCAACAUAAUGGGUUUGUGACCAGCAUGGAUCAAGACCAGCCUGCGCAUCCGCUAUCAGUUUCUCUACUUGUAAUAGAGUUGGUAAGCGAACAGCAUGGAUCCUGAUCAGACUGUGCGGAUGUGCAGGCUGGUCUGGAUUCAUGCUGGUCACAAACCCAUUAUGUUGGUUUUGUCGUGACGCGGCUCAUUUACGUUCAUUCCAAGUUCAUGCAAUUUUUUCUUUCUUGUGGCAUUUCAUUUUAGUUGUCAAUCAAAACCAUCUUUUAAAUCAUUUAAUUGAAUUUGAUACAUUGGAAUUGAGUCGGUAAAUUAACAAAUUAGAAUCAAUGUUAUUAUUCAUUAUGAUAUGAAAUAAAAGAAAAUUUGUAUAUCCCCAUUCAUGCUUUUUAUUGCCUUUACAGUAAUCUAAUCAUCUAUUAGUUAAUGAUUUGGAUGAUUGGUCACUUUCAAAGUUCAACUCGUAAGAAAAGUUGUUUCCUACAGAACACAAUUAAAGAAAUAAGUUUAAUUUCAUCUGUAUAUACCUCACUUAUAUAUAUCAUCAAAACCACCUGAAAUUAAAUUGCUUCAUAACUUCAUCAUCUAAUACAUGUUAUGUUAAAUAUUGAUUAUUAAUUUCAAGGGUACGUUUGAUUAAUUUUCAGAGUGUCUGUAGUAAAAUGGAUAUUUCUUAUAGCAUCAUGCUUGAUUUAUAUUAUGAUACUAUUUUUGAAUAUGAUAUUUUGAAGGGUACGCUUGAUUAACAUUUUGUAGUGUUUAGAAUCAAAUGGUGACUGGGUGCACUUGAUAUAUACAUGAAUUUUUUGUAAAUCCGGUUGAAUCUUACCGCAUCCCAUUUUAUGAAGAAGUAUAACUGUUCUGUUACUGCCUAUUUAGGGACUGUACUGUUAAAAUUAGUCAGCAUCAAGUUUUUAGGGUUUUAUUACUAACUUUUAUAUUGAUAUAUAGGAUCAGUCUUUUGUGUAAAUGUAUUGAAAUUUUCACUUUUUUAGAGCCAUUGUGUAUGUAUAAAGGGCAUGCUGUAGAGGUGACUUUUUACUUUGAAUGCGAUAUUGUUUGAACAUGCUUUCCAUAUUUAUACAUGUACCAGUUAUAUAUAAAAUUAGCAUUGCAUUAGUGAUGAAGUGUGUAUGAAAUUUACCAUCAUGUUCCUGAGAAGUCAACUUUUCUAAACUCAUAACAACCUAGCAUGGUUCGAUCAUUCUGUAUUUUUGUAGAUUUUACAACUUACACAUGGCUUUAACAUGACAGAUUUGGGUAGUAAAUGUAUAAACACACAUAUAACCAUGAAACUGUUAUAUUUAUCUGCUUGUUAGUAAUGAAGUAACCAUGAAACUGUUAUAUUUAUCUGCUUGUUAAUAAUGAAGUUGAAUUGAUAACCUCUUGGUGAGAUGUAUUAAAAACAAUCAUAUACACUAAAACAUACAAUUGAAAGGUGAUUAAAAUUCAGUAAGUACAGGAAUCACUUUUGCAGCAAUGUUAAAUCUUAGUUUCCUGACAAAAAUGUUUCCUGACAGGAAUCAAGCUUUUAUAAUUCAUUUUAACCCUACCAUGAAACUGUUAUAUUUAACUGCUUGUUAGUAAUGUAGUUGAAUUGAUUACUUCUUGUUGAGAGAACUAGAUUGUAUUUAACCAUCUCUCACUUGUACAUUUACAGAAAAUGUUUGGCCUAUCUAAAAUCUGUAGAAUACAUUUGUCAGCAUUUUUUGCACCAUGUUCCAAUUAAGAUGCUGUUUUCUUGUAUAUCUGUAUCAUCCUAUUACAUUACAAGCAAGUAGUAGCAAAAGUUUUAGUUGAGGUAUUUGGAAUUGCUUACUUACAAGUCAUACAGCUUGAGUCAAUUUUGAAAACAGUUUCAAACAUGAUUGUCAAGUAUAUAAGAAAAUCAGAAAGUGAGUGAAGUUUUACAGAAUAAUUAACAGCAAAAUUUAUUAAAAUUCUAGGAAAAAAGACGCAUAAUUUGUUUGUAAUAAUUACAAUAAAGAUGUCUGACUGCUUUUAAAAUUAAAAUUGUUAUACAACAGAAUAACACUAGGACAAAAAUUUCUUGUUCAUUUCCUAUUUUGAGUAUUAAGUAUUUGACAAUCAGCAAAACAAUAAUGUAAUUUUGACGUAAAAUUGUUAAGGUAAAGUAAAAUUGUUAAGGUAAAGCGUCGCUUAAAUGUUGACAACAUAUGGCUUGGUAGGGUACCACUAAAACUUUUAACAUACUAGAGGUAGGGCACCAUUAAAAUUGACACAAUAUUAUUGAGGCUUAAGCAACAACUUUUAACAUAACAUGAAUAAGGUAGGGCACCACUAAAUCUUCAUCAAAACAUGGAUAAGGUAGGGCACCACUAAAUCUUUAUCAAAACAUGGUCUUGGUAGGGCACCACUAAAUCUUUAACAAAACAUGGUUGAAUCACAGCACCACUUACUAUAGGUAAAAAUACACCAAGAAUCAUGCCAGGUUGUUAAUAUUUGAUAGGUUAUCAUAAAGAAUAGUAUGCACAUUUUAAAUAAAUUCUUAAAAUCAUAUAAACAUCAUAAUGGAUUUAUCCAAAAAGCAUUUUCAUUUGUUUCACUCUUUUUUAUGCUAUGUUGUUUUGAAGAAAAAAUGUAUCACCAUCUUAGAAAUCCUUUAGUCACAUCAUUAGGCAGGUGCUGAAUACAUUUAGGAGGACCAAAUGUAAUUUUCAUAUCACCUCUUCAAUUACAAAUUAAAUACAUUUUAAUUUUUCAUGAGUGAUUUGGCCAGUUAAACUGAUUAAAAUGUCAUCCUUUUAACAGCAUUUUGUUUUACUGUUUAUAGCUUGGCUAUUCAAAGACUAUUGUACUCACCCUGGCGUGGGCAUCACAAAUUGGUUCUUGUGUGUAAGUUAGUAUCUUUAAAAGUACUAUAGUAAAGGGGUGAAACUUCACACACUUAUAUGAGAGCAUAACAGGAGGCCACUGACUAAGGCCCAUAACUCUAACAAAGAUUCUGACAAAAUAAUGGCCCCUUUUAACUUGGAAAAUUUUUAAUUAUCAUGGCUCUUGUUUUACUAUCAAGCACUAAGAAUAGUCUUGUUAUUGAAAUAUUACUUGUAACCUGUUGACACUAUAAGUUAUUAGGCUUUGUCACCAGUAUAGAGUCACACUGACUCUGACUUUAUUAUGUUGGUAGUUCAAGUUUUGUAUUUUCAUAUUGAAAAUACCUUCAACUACAAAUGGACUGUUCCAUGUUCAAAGCAGGGCUAGUCUAUUAUUUAAUUUCAGCAGGAUAAGGGUUAUAUACUAGUACAACAAUGAAUAUUGUAUGAUACUACCUUCAAGUAAUUAAUUAUCUGUCUGUGCAUAAAAUGAUUAAAUCUAUUAGAAGUGUAUAAAAUGAUUGAAUCUAUUAGAAAUUUGAUGCAAUUUUGGAAAAAGUUGGAAAUAUUGUACAUGUAAUUAAAUUUUAUCUGAAAAAAAGGAAUUUUUCCUCCUAUAUUAUUUUUUGUUUUAUUUCAAGAUAAAUUAGAAUGAAAUAGUUGAGUUGUCAUUUAACAACCAUCAGUUUGUCAUUAUUUACUACAAUUGCAGUAAAAUCUGACAUUGUGCCUUUUACUUUCUUCCCACCAUUUAACCCCCCCAUCCACCCUCUUAUAGAAAUCUCCACAGUGGUUCAUACCCCCUUUUUUAAUGCCUGAAACAUUUUCACCAUUUUGUUUUUUCAUAAAAACAAAUCUUUCUUUUUUUUCACAUUAUUUUUGAAAAUGCUGUUUAAUUCUCAAAGUCAAAAAUAUUUCAAGUACUGAAGACUACCAUUAUCUUGCAUGCUAUUUUUUCUCAGGUUUGUUAUUUUUUUUCUUUGUUUUCAUUUAUAAAUGUUUAGAUCAUUGCUUUGUGGGGUAUAUGUUUUUGUGGUAUAAUUGGUGUAACUGUAGCAGAAAAAUAAUUGGAACACAUGUCAAUGACUUACUGAAAAUUAAUUUUCAAAAAGAAUUUCGGAUAGAUAUUAUUUUGAUAAAAAAGUAGAAAAUGUUUUAAUUUUAAGUCAUUAGAUAAUGCUCUAUUAUUUUAUACUUUUGAAAUUCUUAAAAAGUUUAUUAUUGGUAAUACAUUUGUAACCUGUAUGCAAUGGGCAUUUUAGCUUUUUGGAAUGAAAAGAAAGCUCAUUUUUAAUAGCAUAGUGAGCCCUUGUUCAAGGUCAUUUUUAGUUGGUUUAAGCUAAGCCCAAAAGAAAUUUACUUUUUAAAUUAUUUGGAAAAACAAAUGGAUUUUAGUCUAAGUAUUUAAAGAAUACUGGUACUGUAGUCCUCACUUGUGUCAGCAUUUGUAUAACCUGUAUACAUUGUCUGAAUGGCAAGUCUUAUUCUGAAAUAUGCUUGGUAUACCUGGUACUGGAUAUUUACAGUCAAUGAAAGGCUAUUCAUUGUCUACAAGAAGAAUGAUCUGAAUGUGAACAAUUACAGGUGUUUACUGAAGAGACAGUGCUGACAAAUAUAAACAGUUGAGUACAGUAUAACAGUACUAUGUUCUUUGAGGAAAUAUUUUAUUACAACUUGUUCUUUCAGAUUUUAAUGUAGAAAAUAGUAAAACUAGAAAAGUACAUGUAGUAGUAAGUAGUGUUUUAAGGAAUAUAUACAUAUUCUGUCUGUGUCCAUUUAUUUUACUGUCUAAUUGUAGAUGUCAUAUUGUAUGAGGUGUUUUAAAAUAUAAAUAUAUAUAUAUACUAUUAAAUGAUCCAAAUUGAAA
Ruditapes philippinarum (Manila clam) is the source of this 7239-nucleotide messenger RNA. RefSeq names its product nuclear protein AMMECR1-like. The coding region runs from base 41 to 736 and encodes 231 amino acids. The transcript is spliced from 5 exons. The record is from RefSeq and is a predicted model, not a curated record. Lineage: Eukaryota; Metazoa; Mollusca; Bivalvia; Venerida; Veneridae.